UAUUGGCGCGCAGCUGGAACGAGCGAGGCAGUUCAGCGACAGUUGAGUUCUUCCUUGUAAACAAAUCUUGUGACUGGGCAUGACAUGUUUCACUCCGUGUCUGGUAUGUGAAAUACUAGCCCCUUUUCUUCGCGUUUACGUUAACUCAAGUUGUCAAUGUGGAGGUAUCUGAACAUAACACACUUCUCUGCAUAAUGAUGGAGAUAUCGCACCCGGAAAAGCUGUAUCGAAAUCGCAAUCGGGUUUCCUUGUGUGGGAAUAUAAUUUUGUUCGAAGACAGUGGUGAGAGGGGUAAACUCAUAUUCUGCAGCCUUUCAUUCGAACGGGAGAAAAGCCGGUUUCUGCAGGCAGGGGCUGGAGCAGCUGUCAUUGGCAGGAAAACAGCCGCUCAAAGUGUGGAGAUUGUAAAGUGUAAAUGUGUCACUGACUUUCAGAAGAGAGUCACCUCAGCUUGUGUUUUGGUGACACAGAAGAGUGUGAAGAGGGAGCGUUUCAAGUACACUCUGCUUACACUGAACAGCUCUCACCAACUGGAAACCCGUAUUGAGUUUAAAUUGCCUUAUAAAAUAAAAGAGGAUGUGUCCAUCCUCCAGGGGCCCACAGUGUUAUGGAGCCACGCUGGCCAUUUAUACUAUACAUCUGUGCAGACAGGAGAGGUGAGACAAUUACCUGCAUGGUUCUCCAAUAGUGUUGUUGGAGAACUCCCCCUCUCAAAAGGACAAACAUUUGUUCUUCAGGUGCAAACUGAACACAACCUCACCGGAAGCCAAACCCCAGGCUAUUUUAUUCAGAGUGGACACGAGUUUGAUGGCACCAUGAUCUUACCUCAGCCCUACGUUUGCAUCACAAAGUGCAUGUUGGUGCUGUCAGCUGACAGAGUAGAAGGGGCCCUGAAAUCUGCUGUGGUGGUCGCAGCCACUUCUAAUCAACAGUUGGUGUAUAUCCAGAAUGGAAUAGUAAAAGAAGUGUGUCCGCUGCCUUUUGAGGGACCAGAAGAUAUUCAUUUGGUCAAUGCUGGUGGGAAUGGCUGUCUGUUGGUUGUGUCCUUUCGCCGGGGACAUGUUUGCGCUGUGUGGAAGGAGACAUUUCAGAUUGCCUCCCACUGGUCAGGUGUCAGCUCUGUCCAUGUCGAUGACUUCCUGAGAUGUGGAACAGACCAGAUACUAUUGAUUUUUAAGGAUGGCAGUGUAACAGGGCAGCCACCGGAAAGUUUCCUUAUCACUGACCUCUGUGGUAUUUUAUAUUCUUGUGGACAGGACACUGGAGCUCCAAAGCAAUCUCCUGCACCAGAGAGUAACCUUCUUACUCUUCAAGCCUUGGAGUCCAGACUACAGAGUGGACUGACCGUUCUUCAGGAGCUUCGAGGAGAAGUGAGAGUGAAGCAAAGAGUCAUACAACAGUCCGUCCAAGCCUUGACUGAUGUAGUGUCAGACAGAGAACCUGUUCUCACACAGCCCGUGCAGGAAGGCCUCGUUGCUCUGUGGGAGUGUGAUGAUGAGUCAAAGGAUGAGCCCUCGGAUGAAAAGAUGCAAGACACGCCAGCAGUGUCCUCGAAACCUCGCAUUGACAAGCUGUGGCAUCGCAUCGCAGAGGACCGAAUAGUUGUGGGAUUGAUACUGACGACUGACAGCUCUGUACCAGCGGCCAGUCUGAGCUUAUCCAUCCUGACAGAGACGGGCCAGAGCUCAAUGCCCGCAGUCAUCCAGACUCAGAGCCAAGUGUUGUGCCUCCCCACACCCUGCCCCUCCUCCUCCUCCUCCACCUCCUUCUCAUCCUCUGCCUUCACAUUACCAGAGCCUGCAGCCAAAAGAAGCAAGCAGCACAAUGCCAGCACACCCAAUGAACUCACCACAUGCAAAAUGGCUGUGACUGCAGUGACCAGGCUGAGUCCUCUGCUGAACUCUGGCUGUGUCAAGUGCCAUGUCAUGCUUCAUUAUGUCCAGAGACAAGAUACUUUUUCUUUCAUGAGCAACCCAACACCAGUUGUCCUGCAUUGUGGUCAAGUAGCUGUGGAUAUCCACAGCGAUUUCCAAACCCAAUUGCUGAGACAACCCAAACUCAAAACAGACGAGGUUAAAGAAGACUUGCUGAGUUUGUUGAUACUGCUGGAUCGAUGGGUUUUCCACAUAGACUCACAUGAUCAGAGCUUAGGUGAUAUAGAUGGCUGGAUUCAGAAAAGCGUGGGUUGUGAGAGGAUAGAUGUGAGCCCUCAGUAUCUACUUUUAAAUUCUGCGACACCAUCUUCUGUCAUGCUUCUGCACUGGCAUCAGAUAAACCCUUUCCGCGGGGAACUGUCCGUCCACUCCAGCCAACUACAGACGCUUCAGUUCCUGGACUCUCUCUUGGCAUACCUCCCUGUGUCCUGUAUUGUCCAGCCUGCUAAAGGUACAAGAUGGCAACAUGCAGCUCAUAUAUUUUCUUUGGCACUGGAGAAAGAGGUGGUGUCACUCAGAGACUGCGUGUCAUCACUUCUGACAGAAACAGAGCAGGAGGAGGACAAAAAGUUUACUGGACACGGUGAAACCCCCGAGCCAACUUCUGUAGAGGGGCUACAGAGAUGUAGAGAGGUAUGGCAGCAGGACAAGAAGAGGAUUAGGAUGAUGUUGAGCCCCCUGGUGGAUAUGGGGAGGUAUCGUCAGCUGAUCCAAAGCGUGUGCAAAGUCCAACUGGAUGGAGACACGGCAGCUCUCUUAGAAAUACAAAGAGCUUUGCUCCAUUAAUCUGUAGUUAUUGCCAAAUGUCAUUGUAAAAUCUUUGUCUUCUCAUCGAGCAGUUGGUUUUACUGGGGGGGGAAGCCUGUGUGCCUUUAUGAUUGAUUGAAUGUUUUGUCAAGUGUAAUAACAGAUGAUAGGUUAUCAUAUCAUGUAUGUUCUGCACAUUUUACCCUUACUGAGGAAAGAGCUAUGCCUGUUGCUGACUCUUCUCUGAACCAAGCAUCUCUCCUGUCAGAAAACCUCUUGGGGUUCAUAUCUUCUUAGUGCCUGUUGCCACUGCCUAUUUUCCUGGGAUCACCUCCUGGGUUUCACAGCUUGAAUGUGACACUGAUGCAAUAGUGCAUCUCUGAUCAGCUUGUUCCUCUUGUUCAUGUCCCAUUAGAGCCGGUGUUCAAAAAGGCUCUUUAAGAUCCGUUUGUUGCCGUUGUGUGCUUUUCAUUAUGAGACGGAUACCACUUUCAUCCUUGAGUGAGAAACUCUUUGUGUUUAUAAAUUAAGACACAAAUAGACAGUAGUACAGAGGCUUAUACAUUUACUCAUGGGUAUAGUUAACUGAGGGCUUUUAGUGUUAUUUCCACACACUGAUCAGUUUGGGGUUUUUUUGCCUGUGAAAUGAUGUAAAGAACUCAGUAGCUGCACAGGCUGUCAAUGGGAAAUGCCAUUUGUCCAAGUAAACAUCAAAUCGCACUUAAAAGGGCCGAGUCUUUGCUGGGUACAUAAAGUCUGGCAGCUUCAGAAGUCGUGUUGACUGAAAUGGCUUUUUUGAGUUUUUUUCCUAUCCCAGAGGAGGGGGGGAGGAUAAACGAAGAUGUGCUUCUCUUUUUUUGGUUUGUUUGUUCCAGAAAUGUGUGUGUGUACAGUAUAGUACUCAUUCAUUCCAAGGAAAAAUCAACUCCCCCUCUUUUACACCUUUUAAUGUCCGUGCAAUGUCACACUGGACUCACUUCCUCAGUACUCCCUUAAGCAGAGCUGUAACAAAAUUACUUCAGCUUUAUCCAACAUGAUAUCGUAGUAUAUAAGCACUAUAAAACCAUGAAAAAUCUUUUUUUUAUGUUGUGAAAUCUCAUCUUUGCACCUCAGUUAGCUUUUUCUGUCCUCCCUGUUCUCCUCUCCAGCCGCCAUGCGGACUGGUUGCUCACAGAAACCCUUUUUCUUAUUACAGCUUCACACACAGAUUCAAAUCUCCCCCUCAGUCACAGACCUAUGUCACCGCUAGCAACAAAGAAGACUUGUGAAUCCCAUUUGGUAAAUAACACCAGUAAAUGGCCAGUGGCAAAGUCGAUCACAUGUGGAAAAAAAAGUCAUCUGUAUUGGUGUUCCCUCAGAGCCCCGACUGCCACCCAGUGUAAAAUAUAUGUUUUGUCAUGCCAUUAUUGCCUGUGAAGUUCUAUUAACUCUGAGUGGUGGAAGUAGGCUGCAGGGUUUCUAACCUUCUCGUCUUAAUGGGGAACGAAGAUGUCGUAGAAUAAUAAUGUCGCUGUUGUUGUGAAGCAUCUCAAGACAUUUAAACAAUUACGUCGAGAUGGGAUGUUUAUAUGACUUGCAGGCAAUUUGACCAAAUGUGACAAAUUGACAUAUUUGUUCUCUUGUAAAUGGAAUCCCAUUUCUGCCAGAAAAGGAAAAAUUAAUUUAGAAUAAAUGAGCUAAAUUAGAAUAUCUCAUUUUCAUUUACCAAAUGAAACAUUUAAAAUUUAAUUCUCCGCUAUUUUUUGUCAUGGCUAACUUUUCAUCUGUCAUACCCACGUUAAAAAUAAGUAAUACUGAUAUUGAUUUCUUAUUAUUGAUGGAUAAAUGAUACGCUACAUCUCCAGGAGGCAUCAUGUUAAAUCUGGUUCUAAUGUAAAUUGAUUAACCUCUUUGUUUACAUGUGAAUCAGAGCUUAGGCCUUCGAUAAUAUGAAGCUGAGUCAUCCAUUAAAGUGAAAGGAACUACGAA
Solea solea (common sole) is the source of this 4649-nucleotide messenger RNA. RefSeq names its product FA complementation group B (gene fancb). The record is from RefSeq and is a predicted model, not a curated record. Gene Ontology annotation, biological process: replication-born double-strand break repair via sister chromatid exchange; negative regulation of double-strand break repair via homologous recombination; positive regulation of double-strand break repair via homologous recombination. The transcript is spliced from 8 exons. Lineage: Eukaryota; Metazoa; Chordata; Actinopteri; Pleuronectiformes; Soleidae. Bases 195 to 2720 code for a protein of 841 amino acids. Gene Ontology annotation, cellular component: Fanconi anaemia nuclear complex.